Molecule: messenger RNA, 667 nt
Organism: Microdochium trichocladiopsis
Lineage: Eukaryota; Fungi; Ascomycota; Sordariomycetes; Xylariales; Microdochiaceae
Exons: 3
Coding region: 134-538 (134 amino acids)
Source: RefSeq, a predicted model, not a curated record
CGGCUGUCUGCCCCCCCUGAAUCCAGCAUUCUCGCCAACAUAUUCAACGCAACCCUUCCUAAAACAGUCCGCAAUCGAGCCAAAAUACCUCUGACCACUCUCCUGCCCUGAGCCCAAACCCCCUUACCUCACUAUGUCAGACGCAGAGACAACAGUUGGAGCCACUGUGAGCCUUCAAGCUCCCAGCGAGGGCGAGACCACCUGGACAGCCACCCAGGUCGAUCCAGCCAAGGACCUGGAUAGCGGAGACAGUCAGGGCCGGCUCUCGCUCGAAUGGAGCUAUGGCCCAGUGCAACUGUCUGGCUACGUCUCGACGGACACCUUCGCCCUUGCAUAUAGCCCAACUAUCGCUGGCAUCAAUCUCGGCACCAUUUACGGCAACCUCAAGGACGGUGUCGCCGUCAACGCGGACUUGAAGACCGUCAAGGGCCAGAUCAAGACGUACCUCAAGAACGGCAACGAGAUCUGGAAUUACAUUGACAUCCAGAUAGCAUACAAUGGUUCAUACCAGGGAGACUACAAGAUUAUGACAUUCUAGACUCAUCCGAGAUUGGCACAGGCUUUUGGAGAAGACGGUGUUCACCCGAAACUGGCGAGGAGUGCGGUGAAACAUCCCGUUGAAGCGCCAUCCGACCUUUCUAUAUUCUGUCCAGUAGCAUGAAUGAAG